AUCACUGUCCUCUCCCAGCGCAGCAGAAAUGUGCACAAUCAGGGUUAACUUAAAUCUGAACUAAACUCUAAGCCACAUGGGUUGGAAGUCUUCCCAGCAACUCACCAAGACAGCAAACUGUUGUGUGUGUGAGGCAAAGUGAAAAAAAAAAGCAGGAUGGACCCCUUGCAGAAAAAAGAAUCUAAGGAAAAUGCAUUCACUUUUAUCCCUACAGGAAGGAAUCCUCCGAAAGGUGUUUGCCUUCCUGAAAUAAAAUCCUCGAAAUUAUGUGGUACCAAUUACCCUCUCAGCAUUGCCUUCAUUGUAGUGAAUGAGUUUUGUGAACGCUUCUCCUACUAUGGCAUGAAAGCUGUUUUGACCUUGUACUUCCUUUACUUCCUCCAUUGGGAUGAGAAUACGUCCACUUCAGUGUACCAUGCCUUUUCGGGUUUGUGUUACUUUACACCUGUUAUUGGUGCAUUUAUCGCUGACUCAUGGCUGGGGAGAUACAAAACAAUCAUUUAUCUCUCCGUUGUCUAUGUGAUUGGGCAUGUGGUCAAGUCAGUUGGGGCCAUACCAUUGGUGGGAAACCAGAUUGUUCAUGUGGUUCUGUCGAUGACUGGCCUGUCUCUGAUUGCUCUUGGAACGGGAGGUAUCAAACCCUGUGUGGCAGCAUUCGGUGGUGACCAGUUUAAAGAAGAGCAUGCCCAGGAAAGAAGCAAGUUCUUCUCUAUCUUCUACAUAUCAAUUAAUGCUGGAAGCUUGAUCUCCACUUUAAUUACUCCUGUGCUAAGAGGAGAUGUGAAAUGCUUUGGCGAAGACUGCUAUGCUCUGGCUUUUGGUGUUCCUGCUGCUCUGAUGGUUAUAGCUCUGGUUGUGUUUGUUGCUGGAAACAGGCUGUACAAAAAGACUCCACCCCAAGGAAAUAUCUUACUUGAAGUUUGCAAGUGCAUUUGGUUUGCUUUGACAAACCGCAUAAAGAAUCGCUCCCAGCAGAUUCCCAAGAGGGCUCACUGGCUAGACUGGGCAUCAGAAAGAUAUUCAAAACAACUGAUCACUGAAGUGAAAAUGGUGACACGAAUCCUGUUCCUCUUUAUCCCACUGCCAAUGUUUUGGGCUCUGUUUGAUCAACAGGGUUCUAGAUGGACACUCCAAGCCACUAAAAUGAAUACUGAUUUUGGAGGAUUUGUCCUUCAACCUGACCAGAUGCAGUUUUUAAAUCCUCUCUUGAUCCUUGUCUUCAUCCCAGUUUUUGACUUGGGGCUUUACCCUUUGGUAAACCUGUGCAAAUUUAAUUUUACGCCCAUUAAAAAGAUGGCAACUGGCAUGAUCCUUGCAGGCCUGGCAUUUGCAGCUGCAGCUAUUGUAGAACUCAAGAUAGAGGAAAAUGCUACACCUGAUCCAGUUCCACAAGAAAGUUAUGUUCAAGUUGUGAAUUUGGCAGACAGCAAUAUUGAAGUGGCCAUUCUACAUCAUGACCUAUUUCAGUCAUCAAUUGAGCCUUUUCAGGACCCUGAUGUCUACUCAAAAUUAAUUUUGACUGGUGCCCAACAAAGCCUUUCUUUUAGGAUACAGUAUCGAGGAUCUUCUUUCUCAUUUAACCACACUAUCCAGGAAAAGUCGCUGUACAGCUUAAUUGUCUACAAGGCAGAGGGAAACCUAACGAGCUAUUUGAUUAAAGACAUGGGUGGAAAACCAUCAGAAGGAAUGGCAGCAAUAAGAUUCAUUAAUACUUUGGCUCAAGAUGUCAACAUCACUCUUGGCAAAGAAGAGUUUGUAAGAAGUUACAGUGCUUCAAACUACAGGAUAGUGGAGAGAGGAAGAUACAAUAACGUCAAAUGCCGAACUGAAGCAGAAGAAUCCAUCCUGCACCUAGGCCUGCUUGAUUUUGGAGCUUCGUAUACUGUUCUUAUAACAAGAAAUAUGUCUAUAAAUUUGCUUGAAGCAUGGAAGAUAGAAGACAUCCCAGCCAAUAAUGUUCAUGUGGCUUGGCAGAUUCCACAAUACCUAUUAAUAUCAGCUGGGGAAGUUAUAUUCUCCAUUACAGGACUUUCUUUCUCAUAUUCCCAGGCUCCCAACAGCAUGAAGUCAGUAGUGCAAGCAGGCUGGCUGCUAACUGUAGCCUUUGGAAAUGUUAUUGUGCUUAUUAUUGCCCAAGCUGCACCUCUGGAACAGUGGGCUGAGUUUGUUUUAUUUGCUGCACUCAUCUUUGUUGUGUGUGUCAUCUUUUCCAUCAUGGGAUAUUUUUACCAUAGCAUCGGUCCAGAAGAACUCAUCGAUAAAGAUAACAAGCGAGAUACACCAAGCAAUAAAAACAUGAUUGGACUUGUUGCCAAAAAACCCUGAGCUCCAAGAUUGCCAUGGACUUUGAAGAGAGGUUUUAAUGUAUUUUUUUUUCCAGAAAAGAACUAUAAUUAGGAAAGGGACUUCUUGUUCUUAAUACCCGUUUGUAAUGUUUUAUUCUAAGUGGCAAGCUGCGCUCUUUUGCCCAGAAAAUGAAUAUAACUGACACAGCAGUAUUCAGAAAAAAAUGCAAUGUAUUGUUAAAUCUGCCUAUCUCUUCUGCUCCCCAUCAAUUAUUGGGAAUAGUUUUUUCAACUUUAUAUUUAGUUGAAACCUUAGAAAUGAAUAAGCAAGAAUGCUGCAGACCAAAUGAGUAAAGUAUCAGCUAAAGUACUUUCCAGCCCUACAAGAUAAGAAGAAAUAAAAUAGUUACAUUUUUUUUGUUUAAUGUACCUUUUCCUCUACUUGUUCCUUUUCUGUGUCUCAUAGGCUGGGCUACUACUGGUACCCAAUAGCCCUAGGGGGCAUAUACAGCUUCCUAGGUUUUUUUUUUCAGGAAUUCUCUCCUCAAUUCAAAAAAAAAAUAAGGCAUGGGAUAUAUGGAAAAACUGGAGAAUCUACAAGGAAAAUAUUAUAAGUCUGCUCACACAAGUUCUUUUUCCCAUGCUGUACUUUAAUUUUUGCACAGUGCCAAGAAAUUUUAAACGCUUUAAAUAACAAUAGUAUCUUUGAAACAUGGAGCAAAGCUUGCAGGAAGUCACUCAUUUUAACUACCUUGCAUAUCAAAACUUGCAGAAAGUCAUUCAUUUUAACUACCUUGCAUAUCAGACAGUACUAAGAUUUUUUUAAUAGCAGAUCCCAUAGUCCUUUUCAUGUGCUGGAAGAAAUUUAUUUACAGAGUGACCAUUCAAUUCUACCUGGAAUCUGUGAGAUCAAAUACUAGCCACUUCAUAUGCCCCAGCUCUGAAUGGUAAGCACUUUACAGCUUUCAGAGAGUCCCUUUUGCAAUUACAAUCAAUCCAAACAGCCGCGCCAACUUCUGUUCUUUGCACAAGGGCUUCAAUCCAAGGAUGCUUCCAGCUUACCUGUGUCUCCACUAGCAGCAGUUUCAAGGUGGGAACCACUUGUCCACUGGAAGCCCCAGAAGAUAAGGAUCUUGUCCACUUUCCUGGGCAGGUGGCAACAGUGCCACUUUGAAGAACAGUGCUCAGAAGAUCCGAAUGUGGCUUCUAAGCCACUGAAUAUCACUGGGUUAUACAUUUCUGGCCCUUCAGGGUACCAUUGUCUGAGAGCUACUUUGAUUUCUUUAGAACGAUUCUAAAUCUAAUUUCAUGUGGAAUAUUUGUGGCCCAUUCCUGUAUUAGACCAGAGAACAGUUAUGAAGGUCUGUUUGGAACAAUAUUUGCAUGUACAAAUUAUGUAUCCGAAAAGUUAGUGUGUGUGUGAUACGUUACAGUUAUUGCAGUUCUGGAACAAUUGUAGGAGGGGUAAUACCUGUAGUGGCCAAUGGAAAACCAUUGUGUAGUCAGUGGGGGCUCGGGCAGGAAAUAAAGAAACCUCAUUUAC
Sphaerodactylus townsendi is the source of this 3828-nucleotide messenger RNA. RefSeq names its product solute carrier family 15 member 2 (gene SLC15A2). Gene Ontology annotation, biological process: transmembrane transport; oligopeptide transport. Bases 157 to 2325 code for a protein of 722 amino acids. Lineage: Eukaryota; Metazoa; Chordata; Lepidosauria; Squamata; Sphaerodactylidae. Gene Ontology annotation, molecular function: dipeptide transmembrane transporter activity. The record is from RefSeq and is a predicted model, not a curated record. Gene Ontology annotation, cellular component: membrane. The transcript is spliced from 22 exons.